Molecule: messenger RNA, 1749 nt
Organism: Penicillium alfredii
Lineage: Eukaryota; Fungi; Ascomycota; Eurotiomycetes; Eurotiales; Aspergillaceae
Product: sugar porter family MFS transporter
Exons: 3
Biological process (GO): carbohydrate transport; transmembrane transport
Cellular component (GO): plasma membrane
Molecular function (GO): carbohydrate:proton symporter activity
Source: RefSeq, a predicted model, not a curated record
AAGCACCGGCAGAAUCCCUCUACUCAUCGCUCGCGACCAAGUACAAUGCUGGAAAAAGUUUUCAAGAAGCGUCCCCAGGACCUAUACAACGACGGCGAGCCUUCAAGGGAGUCGGCGUCCACCAAUGAUCGCGAGAAAGUUCCCAGCGAUGCCAUCGACACCCCCAUCCCCCUGUUCACCUGGCGCUCCUUCACUAUGGGGAUUUUCGUCUCCAUGGGCGGGUUUCUCUUCGGCUAUGAUACCGGCCAGAUCUCGGGGUUCCUCGGAAUGAAGAACUUCCUGCAGCGGUAUGGCCAGCCGGGUCCAGAUGGAAGUUUCCAUUUCAGCAAUGUCCGCUCUGGGCUAAUCGUUGCCUUGCUCUCAAUCGGUACAUUGAUUGGCGCAUUAAUCGCAGCACCCAUUGCUGACCGCGUCGGCCGGAAAUGGUCGAUCAGUGGCUGGUGUGUCAUUGUUUGUGCUGGGGUCACUGUCCAAAUUUCCUCCCCAGUGGGAAAGUGGUAUCAAGUUGCUUUGGGCCGCUGGGUUGCAGGGCUUGGGGUAGGAGCAGUGUCCUUGCUCGUUCCGAUGUAUCAAGCCGAGUCCGGGCCACGGCACAUUCGAGGGUCGUUGAUCAGCACGUAUCAGCUUUUCAUCACGCUGGGUAUCUUUGUGGCCAAUUGCAUCAACUUUGGCACCGAAGCCCGUCCUAACACUGGAUCCUGGCGGAUUCCCAUGGGGGUCACGUAUAUCUGGGCUAUUAUUCUUGGUGUGGGCAUGGCGCUCUUCCCGGAAAGUCCUCGGUACGACUAUCGCCACGGUAAGGUCGAGAAAGCCAUCGACACGCUCGCUAAGAUUUAUGGAGUGCCUCGCAACCACCGGGCCCUGCACAUUGAAUUCGAGGAGAUCAAACAAAAGUACGAAGAAGAGGUGCGCAACGGGCAGGUCACUUGGGUACAGCUAUUCCGCGCACCGACCAUGGCAUACCGGGUGCUCGUCGGCGUGGCCCUACAGGCGCUGCAGCAACUAACGGGUGCAAAUUACUUCUUCUACUAUGGCACCGUCGUGUUCAAGGGCGCAGGCAUCCACAAUAGCUACGUUACGCAGAUGAUCCUGGGCGGCGUGAAUUUCGGCACCACCUUCCUGGGUCUCUACCUGAUCGAACACUAUGGCCGACGCCGGUCGUUGAUCGCAGGCGCUCUGUGGAUGUUCGUUUGUUUCAUGGUCUUCGCCUCCGUGGGCCACUUCUCUCUCAACCGGGACUUCCCCGAACGAACACACUCUGCCGGUGUGGCCAUGGUGGUCUUUGCCUGUCUCUUUAUCCUCGGGUUUGCUAGCACCUGGGGUCCGAUGGUGUGGGCUAUUAUCGCCGAGCUGUAUCCCUCGCAGUACCGGGCGCGCGCCAUGUCGCUUGCCACGGCGUCCAACUGGCUUUGGAAUUUCCUGUUGGCUUUUUUUACGCCGUUUAUUGUGAGUGCGAUCGACUUUCGCUUUGGGUACGUCUUUGCCGGUUGUCUGUUCCUGGCGGCUGGUUUGGUUUACUUUGCCGUCAUCGAGGGCCAGGGCCGCACGCUGGAGGAGAUCGAUACCAUGUAUCUCAUGAAGGUGAAGCCGUGGAAGAGUUCCAAGUUCAAGUUCCCGGCUGAGCCGAGCGUGCUUCGGGGCUCCUUGGAUAAGGGAAGUGGCGCGGGGACUUCAUCGCAUGUCCCGGAUGCGACGGCUGAGCUACAUGAAACUGUGCCAGCGGAGCCAGGAGCACAUACGGGUGUGUGA